UUCCCCCCCCCCCCCCCCAGCCUUUAAUUGCUGUGGGAAAGGCUGCUGUCUCUCCUCGGUGCUGAGACAUGGGAGUCAAGUGAGCAUCGAGAUGGGACAUGUGACUCCCACUUUGUUCAAUCGGGUCCUUCACGGACAAAACACGGUUGUCUGCGUGGCAGCAAACAUCUGGUGGCGGUGGCGGUGGCGGUGCGAAUGCAUGUGACCUCGUUAGCGAGGAGUUCGUAUCCAUCACCUUGCGCAUCAACUUUCCAAAAGCAGCAAGCAGAUGUGCGUCACCCGUAAUGACUGUUAUUACACUCAGAACGCAGCCCCCCCCCCCCCCAGCCUCCUCGAGGCCAAUCCAUGCGGUUUGUUUGUCCUUUGACCUUUGGCUAUAAAGUCAGGCAGGUAAGUAUAUGCUCCUGUCCGUGUCAAACCCAAAGAAUUAGAGACGUUCGGACACAAGCGGCAGCAUCCAGACACUCAGGCAGCAAGUUUGAGUGGAGUUAAUUAGAUCAGAACUUGUCUGGCAUGCUCGUUAUCCAAUUAUCACCCGCUGUCAACCAAUGGGGGGGGGGGCAGCGUUUCUAUUGGGUUAGCAUAGCUUGGCCCGGUUGGUGGAAACCAGCCAGCUGAAUUCUUUGCCAUCUUUUCUCACAAGAACGGUUGGCUAGCGUGUGGAGUCGAGGUGAUGUGCGACCAUGUGACCGACGGCAGUUAACGAGGCUCACGACACAGCGGGAGGUCAACAGAGACGUUAACCCCCGGACGCUCAGACUUCUCACGUUCCCUCGCUGCCUCAGACAUCGUUAUAGACGAACGCGCCACCGCUAAUGAGCUCUCCCCGAUCAGCCUUCGCCGUGUAAUUAGCGGCGUGCUCGGCACUUGGCCCACAGAUCGCGACUAAUGGAGUGAAGAAGGCAGAGAAGGAGCCAUUAAGGCAGGAUGUGGACUCCAGCUCGCCGUGCCAAACCUUCCAUGAAUCUUCUCCAUCAUCUCAUCGGUAGUUCGACUUCCUGUUGCUUAUGAGAAACAUGGCAGCAUCAUGCAAUGCAGGGCCCAGUUUGGUCAAAGGUCAAAGACGGCAGCGGCAGGGAUCUGCUGGAAGUGUGUGUGUGUGUGUGUUUGUGAUUUGUUCGUGAGUGUCACCUGUGUGUGUGAUGGGUGAUGAGGGGCGGAGUCACAUAAUGGCCACGGCGGGCAAGGUCAGUGAGGUGAUUGGUCGUAUGAUCGCUAUGAGGAGGGAGCCGGCGGGGUCAAGGUCGCCACUGAUGACUUCUGUGAUUCAUGCACACACCCCUCAGCACACAACAACCAGCAAAGGACGCUCCCAUUUCCAGCGGGCGGAGCUAAUUGGUCCAUCUGAUGACAUCCAGUCCAAAAUGCGGCACCAGGAGUGUGACAUUAUUUGUGCAACAUGUGUGCAUCAUCUGGUUUGCAAUAGCGUUGUGUCUUCAGGUGGAAAAGAGGCCAAAGGCCGUUAAAAGGCAGCUGUUGGCGGUGGAGGUCAGCGCUACAGCGGGACAGCUGGCGUCUAAUCACAGAGUGCGAGACCUUCAAGAGGCUCCCGCAUCUCCAGGGCUCUUCUGGAAGAAGACUCACAACACAACACUCCCCUAUUGCAACCAGCGAGCCAAUGAGGCAUCAACUCUGUCCUGGGGGACCCGGAUGAAAGGCUUUCUGAUCUGUUUUACUUUGGGAAUGCUGUGCUCCAUUCUGGGCACGUGUAUGCUGUGGUUGCCGCUGUUUGGUCUUACCGUUUUUGCCGUCCUCUACAGUGUGGGAAACAUGUGUGCUUUGGCCAGCACCAUGUUCCUGGUGGGACCGCUCAAGCAGUUGAAGAGCAUGUGCGCCAAAGAACGAGCGUUUGCCACCAUCAUUAUGCUGGUGUGUCUGGCUUUGACUUUGUGUUCAGCUUUCUGGUGGAGGAGCAAUAGUCUUGCACUGAUCUUCUGUGUCUUGCAAAUAGUGGCCUUCACCUGGUAUGGCCUUUCAUACAUGCCCUUGGCCAGAGACUGCAUCAUCAAAUUAUGUACCUUCUGCUGCUAAACGCCCAAGUGACCAUUCCGGGUGCUGCAAGUCGUCAGGUCAGGUGUUAGGUGGGGUUUCCGUGGUAACCGGAUGUCGCUGCGUGUGUGUGUCGUCGUCCAGAUAUUUAU
Messenger RNA from Doryrhamphus excisus (bluestripe pipefish), 2141 nucleotides. Lineage: Eukaryota; Metazoa; Chordata; Actinopteri; Syngnathiformes; Syngnathidae. The record is from RefSeq and is a predicted model, not a curated record.